Vicugna pacos (alpaca) is the source of this 4409-nucleotide messenger RNA. The record is from RefSeq and is a predicted model, not a curated record. Lineage: Eukaryota; Metazoa; Chordata; Mammalia; Artiodactyla; Camelidae.
AUGAAGUGUGAGGCAUUGCUUCUCUUCAGCUCGUGAUAACCCUAGCACUAAAAUGUUUGUUUAUGUGAUUGACUUACUGUUGUGCAAUUCAUGGGGAAGAAAAUCUGGACCACACUGAGUGAUACGUUAUUAAUAUUUUGUGAUGAUUGUUUUUCUAGAUAAAAUUUGAUGCCGGGACCCUCCUUCUUAGUACCCACCGACUGAUUUGGAGAGAUCAGAAAAAUCAUGAAUGCUGCAUGGCCAUUCCGCUUUCCCAAAUCGUGUUCAUUGAAGAACAGGCAGCUGGAAUUGGGAAAAGUGCCAAAAUAGUGGUCCAUCUUCACCCAGCUGCUAACAAAGAACCUGGUCCAUUCCAGAGUAGUAAGAACUCCUACAUCAAGCUCUCCUUCAAAGAACAUGGUCAGAUUGAGUUUUACAGGCGAUUAUCAGAGGAAAUGACACAGAGAAGAUGGGAGAAUAUGCCAGUUUCCCAGUCAUUACAAACGAAAAGAGGACCCCAGCCAGGAAGAAUAAGGGCUGUAGGAAUUGUAGGUAUUGAAAGGAAACUGGAAGAAAAAAGAAAAGAAACUGACAAAAACAUUUCUGAGGCCUUUGAAGACCUCAGCAAACUAAUGGUGAAGGCUAAGGAAAUGGUGGAGUUAUCAAAAUCAAUUGCUAAUAAGAUUAAAGACAAGCAAGGUGAUAUCACAGAAGAUGAGACCAUCAGGUUUAAAUCCUAUUUGCUGAGCAUGGGCAUAGCUAACCCGGUUACCAGGGAAACCUACGGCUCGGGCACACAGUACCACAUGCAGCUGGCCAAACAGCUGGCCGGAAUAUUGCAGGCGCCGUUAGAGGAACGAGGGGGAAUAAUGUCACUCACGGAAGUGUACUGUUUAGUAAACCGAGCUCGAGGAAUGGAAUUGCUCUCACCAGAAGAUUUGGUGAAUGCAUGCAAGAUGCUGGCAGCACUGAAGUUACCUCUCAGGCUCCGAGUGUUUGACAGUGGCGUCAUGGUCAUUGAACUGCAGUCCCACAAGGAGGAGGAAAUGGUGGCCUCAGCCUUGGAGACGGUUUCAGAAAAGGGAUCCCUAACAUCAGAAGAGUUUGCUAAGCUCGUGGGAAUGUCUGUCCUCCUGGCUAAAGAAAGGUUGCUUCUUGCAGAGAAGAUGGGCCAUCUUUGCCGAGACGAUUCAGUGGAAGGCUUGCGGUUUUACCCAAAUUUAUUUAUGACACAGAGCUAAGAAUUUUGUAUUUGAAAUACUUCUUGUCCAUAUCCUUGCAUCAUGUAGAGGUUGAAUGACAUUGAUCUAGGAGUAAACCCUGAGAAACUGAGAAUUUACUGGCAUUUCCCAGAAUGAUAUAAAACCCAUUUAAUUUCUCCCUAAAUACUAUGAUCCAGGAAGCUUCUUUAGGAUAAAUAUAGGAAAAUAUAGAAAAAUGAAUGCCAAUAUCAAUUUGAAAUCAUGUUACAGCUAUAUAGCAACCCUCAGGGUUUAACUUGAUCUUCAGAUCUGACCAAUUUUUAAAGAAGAGAAUUCAGUUCACUGGGGACGUGCAUAUUUGGACAGGUUAGAUCAUUAUUUUGGUGUGACUAAAAUUCACUAAUUAUAAAUGAAGUUUUUUUUCUGUGUUUAAUGGGCCCAUUUGGGGUGUGUUCUUUUUUUUUUUUUUUUUUUGGUGAAACAAUUUACACCUACAGUGUAGUUUAAGAACCUGACAACACUGGAACAAAACAUCAAACUGUAGAAUGUCAUUUGAGACUCUUCCUAAGGGCUUUUAGAAGCAGCCAUAAACAUGUCUUCAACAGACCAAAUAAAACACCUUAAAAAAGGAGAGAAUUUUAUUUGACUUAUGUAUAUAUAAUCUGACAAGUUUCUUUCUUCCUAUUUUUUUUUAGUGAUGAUUUCAUGGCUGGCAUUUAAGGAAUGCACCUAUGUCAUUUUGUUUUAAAAAUGCUGUAGAUUUUGAAACUGAAUUAACGAGCUGUAUAGACAUGCCCAGAGGUACAGUUACACACGUGGGAAGCAGACGGCUCAGGAUUUCCCUAGGAUUGUUGUGCGGGUUCAGGAGCCUGGAGGACCCUUAACCAGCUUUACAGGAACCCUGGUGCUCUUUUACCUCAAAGCCAAGGAUGGGAAAAUAGAAGGUGGAAACAUAAUAUGUCUCUUUUCCUUCCCUUUAAGAGGGAGUUUCAACGCUGAACUUUUUAAAAUAUUUGUAUCAUAUUCUAGCAAUAUUUUUUUCCUUUACCCCACACAUUAUAAGCUGUGUGGAGAAACUUUCUCACUAUAAGGUAUUACUGAGAUAACAGAAACUGACUAAUAGGAAUUUUGAUUGCUUGAGUUUUAAAGUGACUACCUGACUUUGUUCGUUCCUGCUACAUAGCAUACGGCAUGUUGGCAUUACCUCAAACUCAGGGAUCCCACAGGGACAGAAGGAGAGCCCCCUGCUAAGGCUGAGGUGGCAGUGCAAGGCAGUGAUAGUUUUUGGCCGAGUCUCUAGAAGGGAUGGUAUCUAUGCUGAGACCAGGAGGACGGGAUACCCAGGCUCAGAUUCUGGGAUCCCUGAGACUUUCUCACUGAAGAGGUGGAGAGCCACUGUCAGAGGCCACUGCAAAUGCCCUCUGGGGAAGUUCCAGGGAUCCUCAGCUGCAGACCCAGGGAAUCCAUCCAAGUGCAGCCAGAGUCGAUCCCUGAUCCCUGUCGCUGCUUCGCAUCCUCCAGUGUCGUGGGAAUGUUAUGGCCGAGGCAUCCUGCCUUAGGCUUCAUUUUCUAAACCUGUCACUUCAUUCCCCCAUCGCUCAGCCUCAGGUUUGUUUUGGGGGAAAUUCAGUGUCUGGCUGCCCAUGUCUUUCGGGCCAUUGUGUACGGUUGUUUGUAUGUCACUCCUCUCUCUGGGAUGCACUCACUCUCACGCUGCUCUGGCAAACUUGUACAUGUACACACACACCCACACCCACACCCACACCCACACACACGAUAUCACAUACACACAAUAUCUCAUCUGGCUAAGGUUUUCAAAAAUUAGGAGGAUAAUCUGUUUCACCAGUUGGAAUGAGUUGCAACUAAGAUUGAGCUACUGGAUCUGGCUCUGAUGGUUUGGAUUCCAUACGGCAAACUCCCGGAGUUCAGCAUGUUUAUUUACACUAGUGUGACAGCACAUUAACAAAGAUGGGCCGUCUGAAUUGUAUAAAGUGAACUAAAGAAGAAGAAACAUGGACAUGGAUAUAUUUUGCAAAUAUCACAUUAAUUUAAAAACAAGGAUGAUUGAUUUUUAUUGCUUUAAAGUGGGCAUUCUUCACUGUUUCCAGACCUCUGUAUGUAUAUUUUUAAUCCAUUUUGUUUUGUUUUUGCCAAAUAAGAUGUCACUUUGGUCCUUUGUUGGUAGCGGUUAUGUUUAAAUACAACCAAUCAGGCCCUAAGUGCAAAAAAGUUCCGUCUUGGUGCUUAUCACUGUUAUAAUUAUUAUUUUUGCUUUUCUGACUUUGCUCUUAGGAGCAUAAAUGUUCGUAGCUUUAUGAUAAUGAAAAAUUUCUAGUCAUACUGUCAAAAAUUUUUUUACAUUGUACAUGCAAAGAAUGUUUUCAGAGUUAAAUGAUUGGUGUUAAUGUAUAUAGAGUAGAAUUAUUGCAAAAUUAGAAAUGAUUUUUCUCAAUUUGGUGUUCUUUUUACUCUUUGAAAAAUAUAUGAAAAUGAUAAACAUUUAGUCAGAAUAAGCCAGUAUGUUAAGAUUUCUUUCUUUUAGACUUUGUAGUCAAGAGUUGAUUAUAAAUAUUUAUGACCUCAAGCUCUUACUAUUUUAGUUGUUUUAAAAGAAUGGGAAAUGGCUUACAAACUUUUUUUAAAAUUCUUGAUGUGAAGUCCACUGUUGACCAUGUGUAUUUAUGUGAAUGUACUAUCUCUGGUUCCCUGUUACCAGACUAAACUGAGCAGACAUGGACUUAACCACAUUAAAACGAUUCUCCCUUGCCCAGCAAUCUCAGAGUUUCCAUUUUGGUACAGUACAGUCACAGUUUACAAGGUGGUUAGGUUUUAAAGGCUGUGCCUAAGGAUGGACUCGAGCAUGCUCAAAAUGAUCCCUGAAAAUCUCUUAAAUUGCCAAUAAAGUUCUCUAUAUAAUCUAACAGUUAGAAUGUCUGUAGAGUGAUACAUGGGUAUGAAUAUAAGUAAAAUAUAUCAUUAAAAAUUACAUAUCAACAGUAGACUUAUAGCACCAAUUAUACUAUUUAAAUGUGGUGGGGUUUUUUCGGCUGAUUGAUAUGGUUGGAUUUAUGUAAAUUAUUGCUGAUCCCAUCCCUUAUGAUAGAUCUUGAGUAUAAUUUUCUCAAGGACAGAGGUUUUUAUCUGCUUUGUUCAUGGAUGUGUCCUCAGAGCCUAGAAUGAGGCCUGGCACACAGUGAGCAUUCAAUAAAUACCUACUGAAUGAAUGAA